Cuscuta campestris is the source of this 1548-nucleotide messenger RNA. NCBI's taxonomy places the organism in Eukaryota, Viridiplantae, Streptophyta, Magnoliopsida, Solanales, Convolvulaceae. The record is from the annotation of a GenBank genome assembly.
GGCCAUUUUGCCGAUCGUGCAUCAAUCAUGGCGGUGAAUCAGUUAUAGAUUCCUCUCAAUCCCACGAUUCAGAGGAUUACAUUUAAUCGGAUGUUGGAUGUCUUCUCGGCCCACUCUCGGGCCUUGAUUCCAAAUUGUGGGCCAGCCCAACAUCGAAUGGGUCGUUCCUAUUUGGGCCAUCGACUCAGAUAUCCAUCAACUUCUAUGGUGAAGCCGACGCAGCAGCCAGCAGCCAUGGUCACGCAUGUUGAAAAGGUGAAAGUCGAGGAAGGAGAGCCCCGCGACAGGUCCAACGCGCUAUCCCGAAAGAUUGACCGGUUGGCGCGCAUCAUUGAGUUCACCGAGUUCGCUCAGCAACCUGACGCGGUUCGCCGAAUAGUUCGUUCCCAGUACUCCUCGAUUCAAAACAUCAUCAACGAGAGAAGCUAUGACAUUGGGAACUCUGAAUCAGAUAGGUUCAAGAAAAUCUUGGGCGACGUUGAAGGCUUGUUUCGGAGUGUGGCAAGGCCACGUGAACAGGUGGCGGAUGCAGAAACGGUGCUUGGACUUACCGGCACAUUGGUGGAUUCUGUCAAGUCUCAUCUUAAGGGAAGUGUUACACCAGCAGAAUUCGUGUCCUGUUUUCUUAAAAACUAUGGGAAAAAAGGGGGAAGUCGUAAGAAUGCAGGGCAUGAACUACCCUGGAAAGAAAUUGGGUGUGUUGUUUCACCUGUUUUCAUGGAUGGUUCUGGUUGCAAGACAAUGCUUGGGCCGAUGAAUUAUAAGAUUAAGCUUGAACAAGUGGAUUAUAAGAUCAAGCCUGAAGCAUUGAAUUAUGUUAUCAACCUAAGAGGGAUCAGAAAUCUGAGAAAUGAGAUUAAGAGGGCAAGACGUAAUGCAUAUGCUUGCCCAACAAAGAUCUCCGAUAGCACUCCUGAGUGGAAAUCUAAUACUGAAAGGAAUGUUUUCUUAAUGUUUGAGGUCCUUGAAAAGAAGAAAAGUGUUAAGCUUGAAAAUCUUGUCCUGAACAAAAUUUCCUAUGCUCAGACCAUUGAAAACAUAUUUGCGCUUUCCUUCCUGGUUAAAGAUGGCAGGGUUGCUAUAAGCCUGGCAGAAAAUGGCUCCCAUUUCGUCUCUACAAGGGAUCCAGGAGCUUGUCCGGUUCCUCCCAGCAAUGUGGUUAACCAAACUUCUAUCUUCAGAUUAGAUUACAUAGAUUGGAAGAUGAUGUUAGAUUUUGUGCCUGAAGGUGAAGAGCUGCUGAUGCCACACAGGGUUUCCUAGAGGACUGAGUACCCAUUACAAGUGCCACCAACACUUUUUGUCUGUAAAAUAUAACUCAUUUGUCGGGAACCCGACAAUGUAUAGCGUUUUUUGUGUUGUAAGUUGAUGCAUCUUUGUUUUUGGGCACCUGCUGCUGAAGCUGCCGCCAUCCAGUUCUCAAGCCGCUGAUGUUUUUUGUAAGUAAGCUUUAUUUGCUGAAUGAAUGGAGGUGGUUGGGUUUUUUGCACUCUCUCAGCAGAGUAUGAGAUGCUAUGUAAAUUUAGGGAUGCUGCUAUGUAAAUUUUG